CCAGGUCGUCUCAAGAUGGCGGAGAUGCCCCUGUACUUUGUGGACUUGCAGGAUGACUUAGACGAUUAUGGAUUUGAGGACUAUGACCCUGACUGCAAUGGCAUGAGGGUGACAGCCUUCUUGGACAUCCAGGCCAGGACAACCUGUCUCCCCUCGCUCAUCUGCAAAAGUAUGCUUUUUCAGCAGUCACAUCUUCAAUUGAUGGAGGUGCACCCUGAUUGCAUUACCUGCUCGGAACGCAUGCUGGAGUGGACACACGUGUGGACCCUUUCUCGUAGCCACUGCCAGGUUAUGGCCCGAGGGCUCCUUGCUAUCUUCCUGGACUUCAGUAACAAUGAAGAAGACUUCCUAACAGUAAUGGGGAUCAUGGUCAGAUUGUCAGAAGAUGCAGAGCCCACAGUGCGGACUGAGCUGAUGGAGCAGAUUCCUCCUCUUGCCAUUUUUCUACAAGAAAACAGAUCAGAUUUUCCAGUGGUGCUCUCUGAAUGCCUCAUACCCGUCAUGGUGAGGUACCUCACAGAUACAGACAAUCAGAUAAUCUGCAAGCUGUCGUCAGUGCUGAGCAAGUGCACAGUUGAACGCCUGCUGUUCCCUCGAUUCUGUGAACUGUGUGGCUACGGGAAGCUCUUUCAAGUUCGGAAGGUUCUCCAGGCUGCCUUCCAGUCCCUGGGCCCCUUCAUCUCCACCUUUGCCAACCCCUCCAGGGCUGGCCUCUAUAUUCAGGAAGAUGGUACCUUGAACAUCUGACCACCGGCUCCGGGUUUGGACUCGGACAUCAGCCUGGGCUACUGGGUGCAGGCAGCUGUGGGGACACAGCCUCCGCCUGGGUCCAGGCGAACCCAGCAGUGGGAUGAGGGACCUCUGGGAGACUGAUCAGAACCAUGGCUCCAGUCCCUUUGAAGAGAAUAAAUCUAAAUUACAGGACAAUACCUCCGCCCCUGCUAGAUCAGUACGUGUCCAUGACUGGCCCAGCUCGAGCGCAGAUCGUCAAUACCAACAUAGCCAAACACUGCGCCUGCAGCCUCCCCGGGGGUGGCACUCACCCUGGGCCGGCAGAAUUGGCACUGCCUGAAAGAUACAUACAAGACACUGGCCUCCGACAUGCAGUGGAAAGUCCUGCGCACCCUGGCCUUCUUCCAUGAGCUUGCUGUGAUCCUUGGGGAUCAGUUAACAGCAGCUCACCUGCUGCCUGUCUUCAACGGAUUUCUAAAGGACCUGGAUGGAGUACAAAUAGGAGUUCUCAAACACCUGUAUGACUUUCUAAAGAGUUCUAAUGCCAUGGAGAAUUACACUCCGGGAAAGGAGAAGCUGAGCUCCCCGGCGGCAUGUGCCUUGCUCAGGGUCAUCUAAGGGAAGAGCCCGGCUGAAAUCCAAUCUCAGUUCUGCAUGAAGAGCUUUUUCUUGCAAGAUGGUGCUGAUUGCCUCCUUGCCUUUUUUUCUCCCCUCCUAAAGGAAUGAUGAGUGUAAAACUGAGAGUUUAAAAAUGACCUCAAGAAACUAAUUAGUCGCAUCCAGACGACCGGGAGCUGCCCUUGACAGAGCUGGGUGCCUGCUGCUUGGCUGGUGUGGGCACAGCGCGGGCGAGCAGUGCCUCCUCCCCAGGCAGCAGCGUGGCAUUAUCUCCCGAGCACACACAGGCCUGUUUUUUUUUUUUUUUUUUUCAGGCAGGAAAUUGUGAAAGAUGGAAGAGUGGAGGGCGUGUAGAAACACACAAGCACAUACAUGAAACAGGGGAGAAGGGUUGGAAGCAGUCAGGGAGGCACUGUCCGUGUGUUCACAGCAAAGCUAAUUCACAGCCACUCUGCAAAUGGAGGGAGACACAGGCGUCAGGGAGACACUCGGCUAUGGCCAGGGACAGAUGUAUAACCUGAAGUUUAUAAUAAAACAGAGUAUUGGGGGGCAUUCUGGAGGAUUAUAUAUUCUUAUUUAUGUGUAAAUUUUUAAAAACUAGUUGCUUCAUGAAGACAAGAGAAGAGAAUAUAUUUAUCAGCUUCAAGAAUUUGUAGUGACCGAUAACAGCAGGAAUUGGAGGUUUCCAUAUGAACUAGCAGAGUGGCAAUUCUGCAGAAGUUCUAUUCAAACAAUGACAGUGCACUGGGG
Molecule: messenger RNA, 2100 nt
Organism: Cervus elaphus (red deer)
Lineage: Eukaryota; Metazoa; Chordata; Mammalia; Artiodactyla; Cervidae
Product: putative serine/threonine-protein phosphatase 4 regulatory subunit 1-like
Exons: 12
Coding region: 16-747 (243 amino acids)
Biological process (GO): protein dephosphorylation
Molecular function (GO): protein phosphatase regulator activity
Source: RefSeq, a predicted model, not a curated record